Messenger RNA from Oncorhynchus mykiss (rainbow trout), 2529 nucleotides. RefSeq lists its product as uncharacterized. Gene Ontology annotation, biological process: regulation of transcription by RNA polymerase II. Gene Ontology annotation, molecular function: DNA-binding transcription factor activity, RNA polymerase II-specific; RNA polymerase II cis-regulatory region sequence-specific DNA binding. NCBI's taxonomy places the organism in Eukaryota, Metazoa, Chordata, Actinopteri, Salmoniformes, Salmonidae. The record is from RefSeq and is a predicted model, not a curated record.
CAUAAAACCUCACGGAAGAAAAAGUAAACGGAAGUAAGCUUUGAACAAGAACAAUCUUCACGUUAGCGUUUUUGUGAGAUUCAUUAACACAAUGAAACUAAUUUAACUGCACAGUAUCACAUACUUGUCCCAGGUAGUCUUUCAUUUGCGUUGGAGACAGGACUUGGCUUAUAGAUGUUAUCUAGGUAACGCAACCUAGCUUGUAACGUUAGCUGUUAACAAUGGCUAACUGUAUGGUUUUUCACACUCAAAUAGCCUCCAUCAUGGAGGUACUAGCGAAUGCAGCCGUGGCAGAGAUCUGUAAACUCGUAGACGACGACUAUGCAGUGUUUCGUUUAGAAAUUUCUCAAAGCCAGAAAGAAAACAGGGGAUUGCGGAGGAAACUACAGUUAAUAGAACUGAAGGUGGCACGGGAGCGCGCAGAGAGGACAACGCGAGAUCGCGUCCUCGCCAGUCGUCCCAGUAGUGUCAAGAUCCUCGACCGAUACAGAGGAAUGGCAAAAGGUGAAGGACAUCUCACUGGAGGUCACAGGAACUUUGUGAAGCCAGCAGGACACAAUACAUGGAGAGAUGACCAACCAAUCAUUGUUGAUGAGGGGAGUGGAACCUCAACCCAGCAUGUUAUUGUGAUAGAGUCUGCAGAUGCAGAGGCUGCAGGUCCUGGAGUCAAGCAGGAGAGAUCUGAAGGAGAAGAGGACCCACGGCACAGCAGAGACAUUCAGACUGGAGCGGCUGAAUCGCCCCCUGUAGCUACAGAGAACCCCACCACCGCCCCAGCGCAGCCCAGGAACCAACGCAGCAUCACGGCGAUCAGUGGAACGCCGGAGGUUAGUGGAACGCCGAACGUCGUCCUCAAGUCAGAAACAGACAUCGAGACUUUAACGGGACUGGGUCGACUGGGCUGUCCUCCUGCUCCCCGCUCAGAGCAUUUACUUUAUGGUAACUCGAGCCCGAGGCCGGUUCUGUCCCAUCAGGACCCAAGUGGCUCGUUAUAUACUGUCAAUGAUCCAUCCUGUUCAUACGCUACAGGGACAGAGAUGAUACCUAGUGACAUGCCUGUGGGCUUAGAGUUACACACUGAUCUGUCUAGAGGGGACUGGAACCGGUACAGUAGUAGUGUAUACUCUGAAGGGUCCCUAGAUAAGAAAGGGGAGGGUCUGGUUGUAGAUGAGGUGACUGUGAAAGUGGAGGGCGACGUUCCUCUGACAUGGAAUGCAGACGAGACUCAGUUAGGAGAAGGACACUCGCAGGGCAACACUAGUGACUUCUUAGACUACAGGGAAAGCUUAGAGACCAAUCUAAAUUUCGCAACCCACUCCCCUUUACAUGUGUUCAGGGAUCGUGAUCCAGUGUCUACGUCAAUGGCACCCUCCGAUUCACAUGGCCGUGUCCUUUUCGAUCAGGUAUUGAACUCAAACGACAGGGCUAGAGCCCAGACUCAGGGAGGGGGAGCCACAUCAGGCAAUAGUAAAGAGAAACGGUUUCUCUGCAUGUUCUGUAACAAAGGCUUCAGCUGCCUCCAGAAAGUGGAGGUUCACCAGAGGAUCCACACAGGGGUAAAACCCUUCAGCUGUACCCAGUGUCACAUGCGCUUCGCCCAAGCUGGCACACUGAAGAGGCACCAGAGGGUCCACACAGGGGAGAAACCCUUCAGCUGUACCCAGUGUCACAUGCGCUUCGCCCAGGCUGGUGACCUGAAGAGGCAUCAGAGGGUCCACACGGGAGAGAGGCCCUUCGCCUGUACGCACUGCAGGAAGAGGUUCUCAGAGAGGAGCUACCUCAGGAUGCACCAGCAGAAAAAACAUUCCACUCUAUAACAUAGGAAGUAAAAAUUCCACUCGAUAGCUUCUGAUGUUUAGAUCAAACCCUGCAUUAAAGACAAAGAUGAAUUGUCAUUGUUGUCAGCAGAAAAGAUCCACAGAUGACUUUGGAAUAAUGAGAGUAACAGAUUUCAGUGUUGAAUAUUCCUGGGUAGAAUAUUUCAUUCAUACAUUGUGUGAUAUAUAAGCCUAAAAAGUUGGUUACAUAUUGUGUUUGUACUAUGUGGGCAAUAUGAUGUUCAUAAAUGCCUAUUUCAUUGCUUCCGUUCAAUAAUUCAAUAACCCCCCCCAAGACACUUGAAUGAAUGCAGUUUAUCAAGUUCAUGCUGAUUUUUUUGUUGGUGUUUGUGUGGUUUUCAUAUGGUAUAUUUAACACUUGUUUAUGUUUAUUAAACACAAAAUGUGACUUUUCAUUCUAAGACAUUCAUUGAGACUAUCUUUAGUUAGCUUAGUCUUUAUAUACACUUACUAAAUAUAGCUACACAUACCCACACUAACAAACACCUACUGUACACAUCAAAAUAGUUUAGUCAGGUUUGUCUGACUUUUGACUUAUCAUAGCGGACUUGUUUUCUUUACCUACAACAUCAUAUUUAUGUGCACCAUAAUGGGUUUAACAACAAUGAAAUCAUUAUCCAUGUUGAAAGUGUGUUUUAUCGUGUGCGUAUAUGUACCUGAGGGAGUAUAUGUCUGUGUAAUCUGCAUCACC